AGGAAAGGCGCACGGACAUAAUUACGCUGGUGUUAAAGCGCAGGACCAUAUUUUGGGUUAGAUUUCCAGGUCUGUACGACACAUGAAAUGCACGUCAUUCAAUGUGCUGUUUAGCUGUUGGACAAAUAAUUUCAAUAUUCGCGAUGGGGGACGGAAGACAACGACGCAAACUGGAGUGUUGGUGGUUUGUUCUGUGCCUCUUUUUUCUAUUUUGCGUCGAACAGCAGGUUUCAGCUCAGAUAAGAUACUCUGUUCCAGAGGAGAUCAAAGAGGGAGCCGUUGUAGGAAAUAUUGCAAAGGAUUUGGGUCUUGAUGUCAUUACAUUGGUGGACAGGCGAUUUCGUAUCGUUUCUGGAUCUAAGGAUGCUCCUUUUCAGGUAAAUCUGAACAAUGGUAUGUUCUAUGUUCAAAACAGAAUCGACAGAGAAGAGCUUUGUGCCGACAAUAAUGUCUGCCAAGUGAAUCUGAAAAUUGCUCUCGAAAAUCCCCUCGAAAUUCAUUAUGUUGGCGUUGAGAUUACGGAUAUCAACGAUCAUGCACCUGUUUUCCCCGAGAAAGAACAGAAUUUAAAGAUAGCAGAAAAUACUUUAACUGGAGCUGAUUUUCAGUUGCUCGCAGCUCGCGACCCCGAUUCUGGAGCAAAUUCACUUCGUACAUACAAACUGAGUCAUAACGAACAUUUUGAAUUGGAAAUUAGAGAUGGCGGAGAAGACAACAAGAUCCCUAUUCUUAAACUGCAGAGAGCUCUUGAUAGGGAGCGGCAUAGUAAGCACCACUUAGUGUUAACCGCUCUCGAUGGUGGAAAUCCACAGAAAUCAGGCAUUAUGAACAUUGCCAUAAAUGUAAUUGAUAUUAAUGAUAACAGACCUGUGUUUAGUAAAGAUGUUUACUCGGUUACAAUUACUGAAAAUAUUCCUGUAGGGAGUCUCAUAUUACAAGUGAAUGCCACAGACGCAGAUCUGGGAAAGAAUGGUGAUAUAAUAUAUUCAUUUGCGAGCAACUUAAAGAAAAAGGUGUACGAUACAUUUGAAAUAGACAAGAAUACAGGUGAAAUUCGUGUUAUAGGUGAUGUUGAUCACGAAGACACAGAAGUAUACAGAGCUGACGUCACAGCGUCAGACAGCGCAGAGCCUCCCAUGACUACAACCUGUAGAGUAGUCAUAAAAGUUACAGACGUAAAUGAUAAUAAACCAGAAAUAGAGGUCACCUCUCUAUCCAAUCUAGUACCCGAGGAUUCUAAAUCAGGAACUGUUAUUUCACUGAUUAGUGUAUCAGAUAAAGACUCGGGUGCUAACGGAAAAAUAGUCUGCAGUCUUUCUGAGGGUACUCCGUUUGAGCUAAAACCUUCUUUUCAGGAAAAUAUUUAUUCGCUUGUGACGCAAAAGGCUUUAGAUCGGGAGUUGGUUGCUCAUUAUGACAUUUUAUUAACUGUUACUGAUCUAGGGCAGCCUCCUUUGUCCUCAGUAAAGACUUUAAGCAUUGAGGUUUCAGAUGUGAAUGAUCAUAAACCAGAAUUUCCGCAGAAUCCUCUCGAGCUUUUCAUAUUCGAAAAUAAUCCGCCCGGCGCGUCAGUUUUUUCCAUUAGCGCACUUGACAACGACAUGAACGAC
This is a messenger RNA of Sinocyclocheilus grahami, 1610 nucleotides long. RefSeq names its product protocadherin alpha-10-like. Gene Ontology annotation, molecular function: calcium ion binding. The transcript has a single exon. Gene Ontology annotation, biological process: homophilic cell-cell adhesion. Gene Ontology annotation, cellular component: plasma membrane. Lineage: Eukaryota; Metazoa; Chordata; Actinopteri; Cypriniformes; Cyprinidae. The annotation marks the transcript as partial. The record is from RefSeq and is a predicted model, not a curated record.